GACACUUACACUCUUCGAAUUUUCUCGUGAACAAUUCACAAUCACUGUUUGCUGCGACACUUCACCGUCAGAACGGAUUCAUUUGUUUCUGUUGGUCUGUCUACAGAAGUGACUCUGUUUGUUAAUUACUUUGGGAACUUCUCGGCUGCUGCGGAAAACAAUUGACUGUCUACACUCCACUGCAGUGCCUGGGAGGGGGAACGUGGAAUACAGGCCUAUGUAACACUGAUGCCAUGGCCUGGGACGACAUCAGGUUCCAGCUACUCAUUGCGUACUCUAUAAUAACAACAAAUUUCUUGGUUCUGGGCGGAUCAUCAAUACCAUCCAGUCUACAGUUUCCACCUGGCACUAAAUCUUCAAGUUCACCAUCCGAAAUCAACAAUCAGAACACACAUCUUAUGGACAACUGUACUUAUCAAUGGCCAGAAGUAUCCUGUACUGUCAUUGUCAAGGCGGAAUUCCACACCACGGAAGAUAGCAAAGAGUACUUCCGGCUGCUCCUGAUGUUCCGUGUCGUGGAUCCAAAUCUCGAUGAAUCCACAAACUCGACUGCAUCCACAGACAGAAACGCUGUUCUCACCAAUGGGACUACAGCUACGCGCCAGUUACUAGCUCUGAACAGAGCUGACGUCACGCUGGUCAAGUCCUACGAACCGCAAGAAGGAACUGUUGUGGUGUGGCAAGUGUCCCUCCCCGUCAUACUGGUUCUGUCACGCAUGCGCCAAAUUAGACUGGAAGCCUCAUUCAGCAGUAGCCGACCCACUGCAUCAGCUAUGCUGGAUGAGUACUGCAAUGAGAGACCCUGUACCACAAGCGUGGAGAUCUCAACUCAGACCAGCAUUUCAGUAAAUGGUAAAGCUGACAUAUGUACUGAAGAAUUCUGGACGCCUCUCCGAACUCUGAUCCGGAGACGCUUAAAUGGAAGAAUCCGUACGUUGCACCUCGCCCAUGCGCCAGGUGAAUCAGCCAACAUCAGCAAAAUGCUUCAUAAUCUCAAUGAUUUUGGUAUUGAGGAUCUGAUGAUAGUGGGAGUCCACUGGCCUCGGGUCCAGAAGAAGCACCUCCGUCAGAUGUCAGACCUCAAAGUGGUCAACUUAUCCGGCAGUGGUAUUUCCAGCAUAGAUAAUGAUACCUUCGACUCGACACCCAACAUCGAACGCCUGGUUCUCUCCAAGAAUCGCCUGGAAUAUUUGCCCAACAGCAUCUCAUCACUGAGGAAACUGAAAAUGUUAGACCUCUCAAGAAACCCUCAGUUACACGUAGAACACACCGUUAAUAUACUGAAAAAUGUUAACAAUCUCCGUUGGCUGAAUUUAUCCCAAGUGCCAUUGAAAACCUUGGAGCCUCUCAGGCAUAUAAUUCAUUAUACGAAUAGCACGGAACAUAAUGCAACUACGGUCCAACUUUCGGGAAUUGAUUUGAGUGGCUGCGACCUCACCAUUACGGCAGGCGAUGUCGUAUUCUUUGACUUCAUGGCCUCUCUUCUUCACAUUAACCUUUCCCACAAUCAUCUGUCCACAUUGCCAUACAAUAUUUUCCGUUCACUGCACAACUUGGAAUCACUCAAUUUAGCGUCCAACAUUCUGAUAAACGGAUUUAGGCUUCAAAUUGGAGUGAAACAAACUUUAAAACUGCUUGAUCUGUCAAAUAAUAAAUUAUCAAAUCUCGAAUCUAUAUACUUAUCAGGAACAGUGGAGGAAAUCAAUUUAUCUGAAAAUGCAGUAUUGGAGUGGAAUAAGAAGGACGUAUUUCUAAAAGCUGACGACCACAAUCGAACUUGGGUAAAAAGCGUCAAUCUGACACGCAAUGCCAUUACAACGAUUACUGAAAACAUGGUCAUUUCGCUUCUACACUUAGAGAGCGUUGACCUUGGAGAGAAUCCUUUCGAUUGUGACAGCUGUGAGACGCCAACUUUCCAGAGAUGGCUCAGUCAACACAAGAGCACCAAAGUUUUUAAUUUGGGGACCACAAACAAUUUAAUCUGUGUUGGAACAAGAUGGGAAAGAACGGAAAUCAUUAGCGUUCCAUUCAACAACACAUUCUGCUUGCCAGCGGUAGAAAAUGCAAUAUUCGACCCUGCUGUAGUCAUUGGGUUACCAGUGCUGGUUGUAGCGGCUCUAGUCCUGCUGUCCGUCAUCACCGUCUAUGGGUACCGGUUCGAGAUUGCUUACGUAAGACAUCUCGUCAGCAUCCGCCGGCAGAGGCACAUCAGAGAAAAUGAGUCCAUCGCCCAUUACAAGUACGAUGUCUUCGUCUCUUACUGUGUUGCUGACAGAGACUGGGUGAUCGACGAGCUGCAGCCCGAGCUGGAGGACGGCCCUGAGAAGUACCGCCUGUGUCUGCACGAGCGAGACUUCGCGCUGGGCUCCAUAAUUGCAAACAACAUUGUGGAGAGCAUGAAGGACAGCAGAACCACACUGGUCGUUCUCUCGCCUCACUUUGUCAGGAGCCAGUGGUGCAGAUGGGAGUUGGAAGUUGCGAACCACAAAUUGUUUGAAGAUGAUCGCGAAUUCCUAGUUCUAGUGGAGCUCAAGAAGUUGGACAGGAAGGCGGUCCCUCCUCACCUGUCCUACCUGCUGGACACAAGGACCUACCUCGAAUGGCCUGAAACAUCUGGACCUCAUCCUCUUGCCUGGAGGAGACUGAAGUGUGCUCUUGGAGAGAGCUUGUACCAGAGGAGAAAGAGAGACGGGCCUAGCGAGAGAAACAUUGAGUUAACCAGUUCCUGUGACUAAGAUUGCAGACACUGAUGGUUUCGGUUGCUAUUCGAGUGCAGUGUCUCAGAAUUUAGAGAAAACAACCUGCUCCGUCGUAAAAUAAACUUCUAUUUACAAACUCAAAGAAACUAUUUCAAACAAACGUUAUAAGAUAUGGCCAUGCCCGAUAUUUAUUUUCGUAGUCUUGUGAUGCAUCACUAUAUUCACUAAAGCCCUCCGUAGGUUAGAUAAACAAAGUUAAAUUUGUUCCUGUGCUUAACUAAUUAAUCAAAAUGCCAUGAAGACAUGUGGGGGAGUAGUGGUAUACAUCCACCAUCUUUGACCUCGGCAAUAGAGGAAGGUGAGUGGCCAGCUUUACGCCCUGGCCGCUUAACCAUCGGGUAAAGAUCCCCAGGUACACACUGGGUAGGAGAUGAAGUUGGCCUAGAGCCGAGCUGGACGCCAUGAUGUAGAAAAUAAUUUCUUGGCCUUGUGCCUUAAGUUAGAAAUAUUCUAACUUCCUUGAAGACAGCGUAACUGACAGAAGAACAUCGUCUACCAAAAACAAAAUUAGGCUUAUGCAACAUCUUGCCGGUAUAUCAAUGCUUUAUGUAUAAUAAGAAUGUAUUUCAGACUGCAAUUUCGACAUAUACAGACGGCAUGCUUGGCUAUAAUAGAAGACUGUUCUGGCCAUAUUGCUUUGGGCCUGGUGACAUGCAGGUUGCAGUCUGAUGAGAUUAGUUCCGUCUGAAGUGGACAGUAAGUGUAACUGGAACUGGCAGAAUUUAUGGACAAUCUGUCAUCUCAAAUCGAGACAAAUCACACGGCCAUGCGCCCAUCCUCUGAACGUCGAGUACACAGUGCCACUGUUCUGUGGCGCAGCGGAGAAUUAUCAGGGGCGCGCUUCUUAUUGUAAUACAUUAACUCGCUAGUACGUUUCGCAGCUCCUAAUUAACAUAACGAUUUACAGCUAUACAGGAACUUCUGUAACACCUCGUCUUAUUAGUUGAAGCAUUCAGAUUGAAGUUUAUCAUAGGAUCCCUAGUGCGGAUGUUCAAGUUUAUGAUAUUCAUGAUUUAUUGACUGAUGUCCAAUUUAGCGAAAAUAUAACGGUUAUCGAUGUUAUUGCAUACAAAUAAAUUUGUAA
This is a messenger RNA of Cryptotermes secundus, 3843 nucleotides long. RefSeq names its product toll-like receptor 2. The transcript has 8 exons. NCBI's taxonomy places the organism in Eukaryota, Metazoa, Arthropoda, Insecta, Blattodea, Kalotermitidae. Gene Ontology annotation, cellular component: membrane. Gene Ontology annotation, biological process: immune response; toll-like receptor signaling pathway; inflammatory response. Bases 234 to 2735 code for a protein of 833 amino acids. Gene Ontology annotation, molecular function: transmembrane signaling receptor activity; protein binding. The record is from RefSeq and is a predicted model, not a curated record.